AUGAAGAUAGGAAUAGUAGGGAUCGGUGGACUUGGCACUAUGGGAAUCAAGUUAGCAUCAGCUCUAGGACAUGAAGUGGUAGCGGUAUCCAGCAGUGACAAGAAAGUGGAGCUAGCAAAAGAAAAGGGAGCACUACACUACGUGGACACCUCCAGUCCCGCCUCCAUCAACUCACACAACAACUCACUGGAUCUCAUUCUUAACACUGUCAGUGCUCCUCACAAUCUCAUGACUUAUCUCGGUCUUCUUUCUACUAACGGAACCUUGGUACAACUUGGUGCCGUAGCUGCUCCCUUGCAGUUCUAUCAGUUUCCUCUCCUUGCUCAGCGGAAAUCUAUUGCUGGGUCUAUGGUUGGGGGUAUGAAGUCACUUCAGGAGUGCGUUGAUUUCUGUGUGGAGAAGGAUAUUUACCCUGAUAUUGAGAUUGUUGAUGCUAGCAAGGUAGAUGAGAUUUUCAUUAACCUUUCUAAAGCAAACGCUGGUGGUUUGAGAUACGUCCUAGACAUUGAAGCUAGUUUUUAA
Bolinopsis microptera is the source of this 522-nucleotide messenger RNA. Its product is annotated as NADP-dependent alcohol dehydrogenase C 1-like. The transcript has a single exon. Gene Ontology annotation, molecular function: oxidoreductase activity, acting on the CH-OH group of donors, NAD or NADP as acceptor. The record is from RefSeq and is a predicted model, not a curated record. The coding region runs from base 1 to 522 and encodes 173 amino acids. Lineage: Eukaryota; Metazoa; Ctenophora; Tentaculata; Lobata; Bolinopsidae.